Messenger RNA from Pochonia chlamydosporia 170, 2058 nucleotides. Its product is annotated as amidase. Bases 1 to 2058 code for a protein of 685 amino acids. NCBI's taxonomy places the organism in Eukaryota, Fungi, Ascomycota, Sordariomycetes, Hypocreales, Clavicipitaceae. The transcript is spliced from 2 exons. The record is from RefSeq and is a predicted model, not a curated record.
AUGGGCAGUCGAAACCAGGAGCAGCUUGGCCAACCCGGCCUCAAUCUCCUCGACGCUAGCAUUUCUGUGUUGCUGGAGGCCCUAAAUAAGCAACAAGUCACCAGCGUAGAACUUGUCGCCAAGUAUCUUCGCCGUAUAAGUGUCUAUGAUGCGGGCGGCUUGAAACUGAGUUCUAUCCCCAUUAUCAACCCAACUGUGUUCGAAGAGGCCGCUGCCUCGGACGCAAGACGGGCUGCUGGAGUGCCACCUCGGCCAUUAGAGGGCAUACCGUUUUUAGCCAAAGAUAACAUCAAGGUGAAAGGCAUGACGGUUGCAGCAGGGGCACCAGCAUUUGAGAAGCUAGUUGCAACAGAUGAUGCAGCAUGCGUGGCUCUCUUGCGAGCUGCUGGUGCCAUUGUUCUAGGCAGAACCAAUAUGCCGGCAAUGGCGAAUGGCGGCAUGCAGCGUGGUUCCUAUGGCAGGGCAGAGUCUCCGUACAAUCUGGAAUAUCUGACAGCAGCCUAUGCGUCUGGCUCCUCCAAUGGCUCUGCAACUGCAGUAGCAGCCAAUUUCGCAGUUUUUGGUCUUGGAACUGAGACUGUGUCUUCUGGUCGAUCUCCAGCAUCUAACAACGCUCUGGUGGCCUAUACACCUUCUCGGGGUCUCCUACCUCUGCGUGGAGUAUGGCAUCUGUAUCCGACCUGCGACGUGCUGGUUCCUCAUACACGCACCAUGGACGACAUGCUUCGAGUGCUAGAUGUUUUGUGCGUGUCUGACGCCAAUCCGUUCGGGGACUUUUGGAACGCACAGCCGCUGAUUCCUCUUCCUUCAGCGGAUGAAACACGACCUAAGAGUUUUCUUGAGUUGACAGAUACAAACGCAUUGCAAGGGAAGCGUCUCGGAGUGCCAACUAUGUAUAUCGGGGGUGCCACUCCGGUGCCCAUCGCGACCAGGCCUUCCGUUCUGAAGCUUUGGGAGCGCGCCAAGGCAAACCUCGAAGCAUGUGGUGCCACUGUUGUAGAGGUGGAUUUCCCUCUCGUCACAAAGUAUGAGGAUUAUGAACCAGACGGUGUCCAAUGGGCCAACAUUGAGAACUUGCCCCCAAAUUGGCUCUCUGUUGAACGGUACGAGCUCAUUGCCCAUGCUUGGGAUGACUUCCUUAUCGCAAAUGGUCAAUCUGGCCUCGAUACCUUAACUAAGGUCAAUCCUGAUUUAAUCUUUCCCCUUGAGCCUGGAUCUCUGCAGGGGGAAACAGAAGAAGACAACCAACUCAGCUGGCAAAAGGUCGUGGAUUAUCCGCAUACCAAAGCAAAGACCAUGUUUGACCUCCCUGGCAUGAAGCAAGGCCUUGAAGCAUUGGAAAAGGCGAGAAAAGAUACUCUCGAGGACUGGAUGGAAGCGCUCAAUCUGGACGCAGUGGUUUUCCCAGCAAAUGGGGAUGUUGGGCCUGCAAAUGCGGAUUGUGACGAGGAAGGCUGCCGGCUUGCAUGGCGCAAUGGUGUCUUGUACUCAAAUGGCAAUCUUCCGAUGCGGCACCUUGGUGUUCCCAGUAUUUCGGUGCCCAUGGGCAUCAUGGAAGAUACCAAGAUGCCAGUCAACCUUACCUUUGCAGGAAAGGCAUAUGAAGAUAGCCAACUGCUCCGAUUUGGCUACGCUUUUGAGGCUGCUACGAAGCACCGUGUUUUGCCCUCCCUUGUGCCGGCUCUGGAUUCUGACCUCGUUCAGUUCCGAGUAGUUAGCCAAAGCGGAAGAGUUGGUGCUGCCAGAGUGGGAUUGCCAAAAAUCGCAGUCCUCAAGAGGGCUAAGAAAUUUGAGGGUUCGACCGUCCACCUUCAUAUUCAGGGAACGCUUGAUGCUCAUGACAGCUGUGCCGUGGACUCUCUCUCCUGCUACAUCAAUGGGCAAAUGCAUCCCCUCAAGGUAGAGGGUAAAAGUUGGAAUAUCCAACUGUCAUAUCCAGUUUCGGAUAGAGAUAGGUCAUGGUCGCGCUGGACUAGCCCUGCUCUGACUCAAACAAUCACCAUCCUGGUUUGCCGCUUGGCUAAUGGGCAAACCGCUGGAGAGCUUGUUCUGCUUUAA